AACUAAGUGCGCUUUAUUCUCUUAAUCCACUCGACAAACUCAAUUUGUAAAGUAAUUAAAUAAAAUAGAAAGUGGUGAUCAUGUUUUGGAGUAAAGUCAUUUUUUCUUUGUUGUCUUUGAGCGUGUUUUCCAAAAUAAAUGCAGCGCCUGAUUAUAAAAAAGAAAUUCAAAUCUCCUGCGUUUCAAAUCCAAAUGCUACGGAAUUCACUACGUUUUUUCUUAAAUACGAUCCAAGAAUGUCAAGUUAUGGUCAUAAAUUCCACCCUCAACAAAUGACAGAUCUCAAAAAUGUAAUUGGCAACCGUGAAAAGAUUAUCUUCUUCUUCCUUGGGCACGAGGACUAUUUGAGGCGUUCCGCUGGUCGAAGUUUUUACGUAGCAAGAGCACAAAUGUUAAAAAGUGAAGCAUGCACGUGCACCGUGAGCUAUGCAUUUCUUAGCGGUCAUGAACUAUUCAAGUACGCACAAUAUUUCCCAGCAAUCAACAACCGAAUUCCGCGAGUAAUUGAGAUGAUGACGACUUUUAUAGAGAACAUUGUAGAUUCGAACGAAUUUAGUAUAAAGUUGUCUUCGAUUUAUUUGACGGGAUUUUGCUUGGGCGGUCAUAUUGCAGGAAUGAUUGGACAAGGAUUGAAAAACGUUUAUAGAGGAGAAAUGGUUCCAGCAAUUUGGGCAUUUGAUCCUCCUCGAAUUGGAUUUUCUCCCUAUAAUGUAUUUCCGAGACGAGUACAGAAGGGAAAUGCCAAAUUUGUUGCAGUAUUCCAUUCGUCUCCGCUUGGUGUCCAAGAUUUAAUCGGUGAUGUUGAUAUAAUGUUGAACGGAGGAACGAGUCAACCUGGAUGCGAAAAUGAGUUCAAUACCUUUGGAUGUAAUCACUACGCUGCUUUUAUUCUGAGAGAAUUAAUCUUAUUGGGUGGUGAUGAACUUCGAAAAAAUGCAAACGGAAUCGCAUUUGCAACCGGAGAAAUGAAUAGUUCUGAUCAGUUAUUGCUUGAUUUUACCAAUCCGGAUUUCAGUAAAAGAGGAAUUUAUCAUAUUGUCACUGGCGCAGUAUUUGAAACUAAAAAAGAAGGAUUUUUUGAUCGUUUUACCAAAAAUUUCAGAGCGCCUGGAUGCUUUUAAGUUUCACCCCUAUUUUAUAUGAUUCAUUAAACCAUGCUCUGGAAAAUAAAGUGAAAUUUAUUUCAAA
Messenger RNA from Contarinia nasturtii (swede midge), 1188 nucleotides. Its product is annotated as phospholipase A1 member A-like. The coding region runs from base 81 to 1121 and encodes 346 amino acids. The record is from RefSeq and is a predicted model, not a curated record. Gene Ontology annotation, molecular function: lipase activity. NCBI's taxonomy places the organism in Eukaryota, Metazoa, Arthropoda, Insecta, Diptera, Cecidomyiidae. The transcript is spliced from 6 exons.